This is a messenger RNA of Plasmopara halstedii, 1389 nucleotides long. Its product is annotated as Sister chromatid cohesion complex Cohesin, subunit PDS5. The transcript has 2 exons. Gene Ontology annotation, biological process: mitotic sister chromatid cohesion; DNA repair. Gene Ontology annotation, cellular component: chromatin; nucleus. The record is from RefSeq and is a predicted model, not a curated record. Lineage: Eukaryota; Oomycota; Peronosporomycetes; Peronosporales; Peronosporaceae. The coding region runs from base 1 to 1389 and encodes 462 amino acids.
AUGGCACAGCGUAAGACACGAGCGACCACAGCUGCCGAGCGACUUGCUGCAAGCAAUAAUGUAGCAUCUACACGUGCCCUACAUCGUCAAAAAUCUACAGUAACAGAAGAAUCUAAAACAGAGGACCCGGACUCAGAUCAUGACCAAGUUCAGAAUCAGACGCCGCGAGCAAAACGUGCCACUCCUUCAAGCGACAUUUUUUCUGGCACAUAUUUGUCUUACACAGGACAUAACCCUUCUGUAUUAAGCAAACGAUUGAAACAAAUGUGGCAAUCAUUGCAAACGACGUCAAGUCAUCUGGAACAACAAGAAGACGGAGUGUUGGAUAUUCAUGCAACACAAAAGUUGCAACUUGUGGCAACAGAAUUGUUGCAAGAAAAGCUUUUGCACCACCAAGAUAAUCACGUACGUUCUCUCUUGGCGUGUUGUUUAGUUGAAUUAUUACGUUUAUCUGCACCUGAUUCGCCAUUUGAUUCUCAAGAUGAUUUGUAUCGAGUUUUUCAAUUAUUUAUUGAACAGCUUCAAGCUCUUGGUAAAAAAACGACGACAAAAAUUACCGAGUUGCAACAAAUGCAUAUGCUUGAAAGUCUCGCAACAGCCAAAACAUGUCUCUUAGUGGCAAAUCUUGACACAACUUUGCAUGGUGAAAAAAGAAUGAUGGUCCAAGUAUUUGAAACUCUUUUUGACCUUAUUGACCACAAACAUUCUGUCAAAUUGGAACAUUUGAUGAUAAAUUUCAUGGUGACAUGCAUUGAAGAAAGUAAUGAUGUGGAUAUUUCACUUUUGGAAGUAUUGAUACAACCAUUUGUGAGUACUGACGUAAGAUCUGCAACAAAUGACACCACAAUCAAGUUCUCGACACGUUUGGCUGAAGAAAUAAUUGGUCGUACGAGUGAAAUAUUGCAAAGUCCCUUUUCGCAAUAUUUCAACAAUGUAUUGGUUGAGACACCAACCCCAUCACACGUUUACGCAAUCAUUGCGCAUUUAUACAAAAUUACACCAUCGCUGUUGCAUUCUGUGUUGCCAACUAUAUGUUUGCAACUACAAGCUGAAAAUAUUACUAUUCGAAGCAAUGCAAUAACAUUAAUUGGCAAUAUAUUAGCGUCCUCACCUGGAAAUUUCAAUUCUGAGUUAUUGAAAAUUUUCCGUGAUUUUCUUACUCGAUUUCGAGAUACAAGUAAAGAAAUUCGUAUUUUAAUGAUUCAAAAAAGUAUUUUAAUUUGGGAAUCAAAACAAGAAGUAAGUGAAUGGAUUGAAAAAGAAUUAAGUUUACGAGCAUGUGAUCCAGAAUGGGAAGUUCGACAAGUUGUUGUGCAUGAAAUUUGUGACUUUGCUGCGAAUUCUUUGGAUAUUAAAAGAAACCAUGACGGGAUUGAGUCAAGUGUUUAA